CAGAAGAGCAGUGUUGCACAUUUUAAAUUAAUCUAUCAUUUGGCUAAAUGAACAGUGAAAAGUAGUGAGCAAACUUAUGAUCAUUUAAAUGCUAAAAUUCUUGGGGGGUCUGGAAUUGUAUUAUUUAAGUGGUGAAGCACUUUAUAGUCUUCGUUUUUAAAUCAUUUUAAAAUGAAUCACAAACCAACAAGCCAUUUUAUUGUGAUGUGAUAAACCAGAACAGGAAAUUAUAUCACAAAGGGGCACUUGACAGACCUUGCUCAAGUUUUUAAAUAUUAAAAUAAUGAUUAUGUAUGUAAUAAUUUAUUUAUAGUGCAACCUUGGUUCUGACACUCAAAUCAAAACCAUUAUGGAAAAUGUUUUUUCAAACACAACACCAUCAUGAAUAUACAGCUUACAUUCACAAAGAUGCUUUUUAAACUAGAUUUGUUUUCUUUUUCAUCUUUGUCAUUGACCCUUAAUUACAUACAACAUCCCAACCCAAGACAACAGCAAUUAAAUGGAAGCUUUCAAAUGAGUGGAUAUACAUGAUGAAAUGCAAAUUCUGGUGGUUAUCUUGUGCAUAAAGGUCUGGAUUACUAAUGAAUGAGGAAGUCUAAAUGCCAAACUCUCCUGGGCAGGUUCAUCUACAUACCAAAGACUGUCAAGGUUACUUGCGCGUUGAAUAGCUGCAGAUCCCUCACAGGUGACAGAAAGCCUCUCCUGUGCUUCUGUCUCACUUUCCUUGCGCUCUACUUCCAUCCAGCGGCAGCCAUAAGUAUUUCUUGUAGAUAUGUGUGCCAUUCAUUUACUGUGUUGGACCUUUUUCUUCUUAGGAUUGUGAAUAUGACUCAAGGCACUCCAUGGUAAGAAGCUGAAUAUCUGCAGCGCCCACUACUAGAAACAAUGACUGAAAUCCUGCUGUUCAUCUCAGCCACGAUUCCUAGCAAUGUGCACUGCAGGUCAGAAACUGCAGGCACAUUUACAAAUGAAUGGAAAAUACUUGGAUAUGACAACGACAAGACCGUGAUUCUGGACAAAUACAAAGGACUGUGGAUGGAGUGCUCAGUAGACAGUUCGUCUAUUGUGCACUGCACAAGUUACAAUUCUCUCCUUCAUCAAACCUAUGAAAUCCAGGUGGGCCGAGUAGUAAUGAUCAUCAGCAUCAUCUUUUCAAGCUUUGCAGCGCUGGUGGCCAUUUCUGGUCUCAAGUGCACAAGAUGUAUAGAAGAGAACGAGAAGUUGAAGGAUAGAGCUGCCUUCUUAGGGGGGAUCCUUUCUGUGUGUGGUGGUCUGUUUGCAUUGGGCAUAACCAGCUGGUUUAUAUAUGGAAUUGUAGAUGAUUUCUUUCAGAAUGACAGAAAGACGGAGAGGUAUGUGGUCGGCAGAUCUCUGAUUGGUGCAUUUGUUGCAUCUGUGCUAUGUUUAUUCGGAGGCAUUCUCUUAUGCGCCUCCAGCGUGACGCAUCUACAAUCCAACAAAAUUCUCAGCAAGCAUCCGGUCUCCAUGGAUCCUGGAAAAGACUAUGUUUAAUGAU
Sinocyclocheilus grahami is the source of this 1516-nucleotide messenger RNA. Its product is annotated as claudin-1-like. Gene Ontology annotation, cellular component: bicellular tight junction; membrane. Gene Ontology annotation, molecular function: structural molecule activity. NCBI's taxonomy places the organism in Eukaryota, Metazoa, Chordata, Actinopteri, Cypriniformes, Cyprinidae. The coding region runs from base 886 to 1512 and encodes 208 amino acids. The record is from RefSeq and is a predicted model, not a curated record. The transcript has 5 exons.